GACCCCAAUGAAGAUACAGAAUGGAAUGACAUUCUCCGGAAAAAGGGAAUCUUGCCACCAAAGGAACCAGAGGUGACUGAGGAAGCUCUGGCUGAAAUGCUGGAGCAGACUAUACAAGAAAAGCAGAGUACAGAGGCAAGAUUAGGAAAAUUGUCACUUGAUGAGUUGGAUGAACUGGAAGAUGAUGAAGAUGAGGCCAUCCUUCUUGAAUAUCGUCGGAAAAGAAUUGCAGAAAUGAAGGCUGAAGCAGCAAUCUCCAAGUUUGGGGAGGUAAGUGGAUUUCUUCAAUAUAUUCUACGUACAUUUAUCUAUACUAUAUACUGUGCUGUACUGUAAUAUACUGUACUGUUG
Messenger RNA from Cherax quadricarinatus, 351 nucleotides. Lineage: Eukaryota; Metazoa; Arthropoda; Malacostraca; Decapoda; Parastacidae. The record is from RefSeq and is a predicted model, not a curated record.